Molecule: messenger RNA, 2697 nt
Organism: Canariomyces notabilis
Lineage: Eukaryota; Fungi; Ascomycota; Sordariomycetes; Sordariales; Chaetomiaceae
Exons: 2
Coding region: 1-2697 (898 amino acids)
Source: RefSeq, a predicted model, not a curated record
AUGCCUAGGUUCUCAGUCGCAUUCGGCAGGCGGAAGUCGACCGCUGACAGUCUCGAGAAUGCCGCACCAACAGGGCCCUCUUUUCGGGUGCUGGAUCGAUCAGAGGUGAUCGGUGCAAAAGCGUUCGAUGGUGGUGCGAAAUUGGCGACAACGACUCAUGCGCUCCACAGGCCCACAGCGUCCGAAGUCACCAUUGAUGACAACAUUUUUGCCGAUCUCAAAUCCAACCGGGGGAGCGGCUCCUCAAACACCACAAAGACCACUUCGACGGAUAACUCUUCGCGGCACAGUAAUGCCUCAACAGCUCCGUCGUCUGCUGACACCGGGGGCCACGAGGAUUGGCGAAACACACAAAGGAAGCCGCCCGUUGACAUCCCCGUCCCUCCAAUUCCGAAGUCCUCCUCCGGCGGGUUUCUGAAAGCGGCCGAGCGCACCUUCUCGUUUGGUAGGCAAAAGAAACAUUCGGCUCCGGUGCCCGUGGAAGACCACUCGCCUCCAACGAGUCCCGCCGUCACAGGUGCACAGGCACAUCCGAACAGACGAUCCAGGGCCGCCACUACCUCCACCUCUACGACCGUGACUCCCCCGAGAGUUGAUAGCGAUUUUGACCUGGAUCUAGGCGGAGACUUCGGCAAGAUGUUGCUCGGGAACGACAAGCGAGCCAGCGUGGCUACACUGAAAGACAAUCAGUACACGCGACAGGCGCCGACCCCGCGGUCCCUCACCGGAUCCCGCCCGAGCCAACCUGCCCCCAUCCCGAUUGACACUACGACCAAGAUCGAACCUCCCGCGCACUCGUGGGGCAGCCAACACUCUAACGAUCAACUUAUUGGGCCGGCCAGCCCCGCGCUUUCUCCUCUCAGGGAGCAUGUGCCUCCCCCUGUUCCCCGCCACAGCUCUCCGCUCGCUGAGAAACAGCGGCCCCUCACAUCCCCCGAAGUAGGGCCAAAGAGACCUCCGCUCGUCUCUCGAGUGUCGAGCACAGAGCAGGAAGACGCGGAGGAUGAGGAAGCUAGGCUUCUCAAAGACUCACUGUCAACCGUGACCAAGUUCAUGACCGGAGACGAUUCAACGGCCUCGCCAUCGGCUCCCGGAUAUCGAAGGAACGGGAAUAACGUGGAUAACGACGAGGACAGCCUAUUUGACACGGGCAAUCCGUACUCGUCAAAAUACGGCAGCCGCUAUGUUGCUCGACGCAACCAACCUCCCCGGAGUCACAAGGUGAUGACCCCGGCUGAGUUCGAGAAAUAUCGGAAAGACAAGGAGCGACAGGACCGAGAGCGUGCGGUCGAAGCCAGGACGUUUGGUAUCAAGGGCACUGAGGACGACGAGGAAGAGGAGAAUUACGAGGACGACGAGGACGAUCUGGAGAAAGCCAAGCAACAAGAAAAACAGAGGCGAAAGCAAGAAGCCCAUAUGGCUGUUUACCGGCAGCAGAUGAUGAAAGUCACUGGGGAGUCUGGGAAUGUGCAGCCCUCUAGGCCCAGCCUGCAGAUAUCCUUCAGCAGUCCCAACUUGCCGGAAGUUGCCGCCGGGCUAGGUCCAGCUACGACUAACACAUCCGAUCCCUCAGACGAAGAUGAGGAGAUCCCCUUGGGAAUUCUCGCUGCGCAUGGCUUCCCUAAUAAGAACCGCCCACCGACUCGUCUGAGCACUAUGAUGUCGAACCCUAAUCUCCGUGCCUCUCAGCAGCCGAGCUAUCAGAGACCCGGGUCAGCUAUCGGUGAUAUGCCAAGCGCAGGAAACUCUCGUCUUCCUGCAUUUGCAAGAAACCUUCCUCAAGACCCCUUUGUCGGCGCCAGCCUUGUCCGCAAUCCUGUCCGCGAGAGCUUCGCCCUGGGUGGGGGAAGCGGCGCUCCCGGGCAACCUGGCGCGCCUGUGCCCCCGGGCGGUCUGAUUGGGGUUAUUGCCAACGAGGAACGUAGUCGCGCGCUAAGGAGAGGCAGUCCUCAUAUGGACGGCCCCGCUACCAUACCCCGUGGACCUGGUUUCGAUCCCAUCGCCGGCAUCCCAUCUCAUAUGAUGUAUCAGGGCAACGCCAAUCCGCCAGCGUUGUCAGCUGGCGACCGAGCGCAGAUACAGAUGACGCAGCAGAUGCAGCAGUUUAUGCAGAUGCAGAUGCAGUUCAUGCAGAUGAUGGCCGGCCAGAACGGCAGCGGGCAUAUGCCAUCACCGUCGCUCGGCAAUCUGAGUGCCACAGGCAGCAUGCCCGGUGUCGGGACUCCAGAGAUGCGGCAUUCGUUCGUUGGUAACGACUCAAUGCUUGACUUGCCCUUCGGUCGUGGCGAAACGCAGAUGCGCACAAUGAGCAUGGUACAACCUAGCUCGGCUUCGUGGAUUCAGCCGCCCAUGCCGGCCAAACCAGGUGGUUUUGCGCCUUCAAUCCGCAUCCAAGGCGGCGGUUACGCGCCAUCCAUUGCGCCGUCGGAACGCAGCAACAUCGGUCUCCCUGGCCGGUAUCGCCCAGUGUCCCACGCGCCAGCGACGCAGCCUCCGACCCCGGGGCAUGUACGGAAUUCGUCUACCAUGUCUGGGGCUAUCCAGAAACCAACUAUCUCGGUGACUCAAUCCGGUAAUGCUUCGGAUGAUGACGACGAACAGGGAUGGGAGGCCAUGAAGGCAAAACGCGAGAAGAAAAAGUCAAUGUGGAAGAGCAGACAGUCUGUUGUGAACGGUCUUGGCGCGCUUAUCAGCUGA